AUGGCAUUGUCGACCACCGUUAGAAGAGCAGCACUCGUCGCCGCGGUGCUUGUUGCACUAUUCCUCCUUCUACGGAUUUCCUCCCCAUCAUCGCCAAACCCUCUUUCGGUACAGUCAACGUCAGCGCAAACGGAGCAACCGUCGAGACCAUAUCCUCCUCCAAAAUCCCCGAACAAGCCUCAGCCAGGCCAGAAGACGGUGCAAGAUAUUGCCUCCAGACCGUUGCGGGAAAGAUUACGAUACCAUUUCCCAUACGACAUUGAGGCCAAGUUCCCCGCCUACAUAUGGCAGACAUGGAAGACAGCUCCAGGUUCAGGCAAGUUUGAAGAAAGAUUGAGACCAUUCGAGGCAUCGUGGUCAUCAUUACACCCUGGAUUUGUGCAUGAAGUCAUUACCGACGACGCUGCGGCACAUCUCAUCAGUUAUCUGUAUGCCUCGGUGCCGGAGGUGGUGCAGGCAUAUGAAGCCAUGCCUCUCCCGGUCCUCAAGGCGGAUUUCUUCCGUUACUUGAUCCUACUCGCUCGUGGAGGCAUCUACAGUGAUAUCGACACACAAGCUUUACAAUCAGCCACCGACUGGCUGCCGCAAACCCUUGACAAGUCUACUGUGGGCCUGGUGAUCGGAAUCGAGGCCGACCCAGAUAGAGCAGACUGGGACGAGUGGUAUGCCAGGCGAAUACAAUUUUGCCAAUGGACAAUCCAGUCCAAACCUGGUCAUCCUAUCCUGAGAGACAUUGUAGCCACCAUCACGGAUGACACACUGGAGAUGGAAAAGGCCGGUAAACUGCACAAGGGCAAGCAAGUGACGAAGAGUAUCAUGGAAUUUACGGGUCCCGGCGUGUGGACAGAUACCAUCUUCUCUUACUUCAAUAACAAAGAGUACUUUGAUUUCAGCUCGCGAAAUACCAACGUCACUUACUCGGACUUCUUUGGCAUCACGGAGCACAAAAAGAUUGGCGACGUCGUUGUGUUGCCAAUCACCAGUUUCAGCCCUGGGGUUGGGCAAAUGGGGGCUGAAGGGACUGAACAUCGCAUGGCCUUCGUGAAACAUGAAUUUGAUGGAUCCUGGAAGCCUGAAAACGAGCGAAUGAAAGGGGAAUGA
Messenger RNA from Capronia epimyces CBS 606.96, 1101 nucleotides. RefSeq names its product alpha 1,6-mannosyltransferase. Gene Ontology annotation, cellular component: mannan polymerase complex. Gene Ontology annotation, molecular function: alpha-1,6-mannosyltransferase activity. NCBI's taxonomy places the organism in Eukaryota, Fungi, Ascomycota, Eurotiomycetes, Chaetothyriales, Herpotrichiellaceae. The transcript is spliced from 2 exons. Gene Ontology annotation, biological process: protein N-linked glycosylation. The coding region runs from base 1 to 1101 and encodes 366 amino acids. The record is from RefSeq and is a predicted model, not a curated record.